AUGAAUGAAGAAUUAUUGAAGAGUGCUGUUAGCUUCUUGAAAGAUCCUAAUGUCACCUCAUCUCCUUUGAAUAAGAAAAUAGAGUUCUUGCAAUCUAAAGGUCUUAAUGAAGAAGAAAUUGAAGAAGCCUUAAAUAGGGCAAACAACCAAAAUCAAAGUGUUUCAAGUUCUCAACCUAAUACUCAACAAGUGCAAGCCAAUUAUCCACCUAUAGACUAUUAUAACGUUGCUCCACCAGUUCCUGAAAGAUCAUGGAAAGAUUACUUCAUAAUGGCCACAGCCACUGUUGGGGUUUCUUACGGUAUAUAUCAAGUUGUAUCCAAAUAUCUCAUUCCUAGUAUAAUCCCACCAUCACAAAGUGUAAUUGAUGAAGAUAAACAAAAAAUUGAUGAAGAGUUCCUCAAAAUUGAUAAGUUGUUGGACCAAUUAUCCAUCGAACAAAAAGAAAUCAAACAAGCUAAUGAUGAAAAGUUAACUGAAAUCGAUACUGUUAUCAAUAAUGUCAAUGAUUUCUUGAGUAAAUACAACAAAGAUAAGUUAACUUUUGAUGAUGAUUUAAGAUUAAUGAAAUUAGAAAUUGACAAUUUGAAGAACUCAGUUGAAAAAAACUUGAAUUUGACCAAAAAUAAUUUGAAGGAUGAUUUGUCUGACAUAAAUGAAGAAUUGGUAAGUUUGAAAAAUUUGAUCAAAUUAAGAUCCUCCAAAGAAACAGAGAGAAAAUUAGCUCCUGUAAGUUCAAUUCCUUCAGCUUCUGAGAUUUUAAAGAAAUCCAAAAAACCUACCUCCAAUGGCACAAGUCCUAAUGGUUCAACUCAAUCAACUACCGCAUCAACACCAGCUCCUUCCACUCCAGUUCCUGCUUCUGUGCAAGCUGAACCGGUAGAAGAAGAAAAAUCCACCACUUCCGUCGAGUCCAAGGAACAAGGUGUGAGAUUCUCAGGUAUCACUGAACCAUCUUCAGCUGGUGGAGUCACUGCUGCAGGAAUUCCAGAAUGGCAAAUGAAGCAUAAAUUAGCUGAAGAGAAUAAAGAGAAAUUCGUUCAAGAAUCUAUCAAUAAGGUUGGUGUUCCAGCUUGGCAAUUGAAUCAAUCUACAUAG
Messenger RNA from Yamadazyma jaroonii, 1098 nucleotides. NCBI's taxonomy places the organism in Eukaryota, Fungi, Ascomycota, Pichiomycetes, Serinales, Debaryomycetaceae. The record is from the annotation of a GenBank genome assembly.